AUGUCUCAAACAGACUCACGGAUAUUCAAAGCAACGUAUUCUGGUGUACCCGUUUAUGAAAUGCUCUGUAAAGGUGUCGCGGUGAUGCGACGGCAAUCGGAUUCCUAUCUCAAUGCUACCCAGAUUCUUAAAGUGGCCGAUUUUGACAAACCGCAACGCACGCGCAUUUUGGAACGUGAAGUGCAAGUAGGCAAGCAUGAAAAGGUGCAAGGUGGAUACGGAAAAUAUCAAGGCACGUGGGUACCGUUUGAUCGAGGAGUGGCCUUGGCUCAACAAUACAAUGUCGACACUAUUUUGCAACCUAUCAUUGACUUUGUCAAAGGGGAUGAGAGUCCACCGAUGGCACCCAAACACGUUACAGCUGCAUCUCAUCGACCAAGGAAACCUCGCGAGCCACGACGUAAACGCAUACGACAUGUUCAUCAUCAUGACGAAUUGGAGCCUUCAGACGACGAUGUCUCUUCACAAUACAGCGAGAUACAGGAUAAUGAUUCUAUUCUUACAGCAACAGCUGCAACAAAGAGCAACGCAUCCGCCAAUACGGGUCGCACACCAUCGCCACUCGUGGGACGUGAUGGUACACCUGAUCAGUAUAUCCUACCUCCACCACGACGCCCUUACAACAAACGCAAAGCAGCAACAACGACCGCCGCUGCCUAUCCAAGUGAAGAGGAUGAAGAUGUGGAAAUGGAAGACGACAACAAUACGUAUGCGCAAAAGUUACUGCAUCAUUUUGUAUCAGGCAGCAAUACGAUACCACAAAUCCUUGCGCAUCCGCCACGUGAUUUGGAUGUGAAUGUGAUUAUCGAUGAUGAGGGACACACGAGUUUACAUUGGGCAGCAGCCAUGGGACAGAUCCAAACAGUCAAAGUGUUGAUCCAUUUACGAGCGGAUGUGUAUCGCGUGAAUUACAAGGGACAAACAGCAUUGAUGCGAAGCGUUUUAUUCACCAACAACUUUGAUCGCAAGUCAUUUCAUCAUCUUUUGGAAAUGUUACAAAAGACCAUCUUCAAUAUCGACAAGAAGGAUCAGACCGUGUUUCAUCAUGUGGCAUCGACAGCGAGUUGGAAGGGAAAAGUGCACGCUUCACGUUAUUAUAUGGAAUGUCUCAUCGACAAGCUAUCCCAAAACCGAUCGGAGUUGAUCUCUAUUCUCAAUGUGCAGGAUGUCUAUGGCGAUACAGCAUUGACCAUUGCAGCAAGGAUCGGGAAUAAGAAAUUGGUACGGCUCUUGACGGAUGCGGGUGCAAGUACAGAGAUCGCCAAUGAAGAAGGCAUGACAGCCCAAGAUUACCUAAGCGAAGUGGAACGAAGGAUGCUCCUACAAGAUAACCUAGCAGCAGCGGCAACCACCUCCUCUUCUUCACCCAACUUGGCUGUCAACAGCGUGAAUGAACAAGCGGCACGAGCACGUCUUCGACAAAAAUUCGAAUCCAUGUUCAAGAUGAUUUUAUCCAAUGAUCGAUCCGUACCCGCCAUUUCACAGCUCUUUGAUGGUUUUGCUGGCAGCUAUGAAAGGGAUCUCACACAAAAGGAACAAGCUGUCAAGGAGAAAAAGGUGGAUUUGGAAUUGACACACAAGCGACUUGCGGAAACACGGCGUAUCCUUGAUCAAGUACGAUUCGAUCCCAGUUUGCUGGAUGAAGCUGAGGAAGCGGCACAAAAUCUCGAGACCCGGUUACGCAAGUUAAUGCAGUAUAGCCAAAAAGAGAAACUCACACGAUUGGUGCAUGAAUACGAAGAAAAGGAAUUAUCAUCAUCACAACAACAUGACUCAGACCCUGGUGAAGGAUUGGAAAAGACCAUUCAAGAACUUGAAGCAGAAUUGAUCACCUUACAAAAUACUCGCAAGGAUACAGUGGAGGAAUUGGUCAGGCUAAAAGCACAAACCCCUGGAAAACGAUAUCAAGAUUACAAACGCCUCAUCUCCAUGUGUUGUAACGUAGCAUAUGAAAAUGUAGAUAUGAUGUUAUCGCCAUUGUUGGCUUCUUUUAAUGAACGCGAUGCUACAUAA
Messenger RNA from Lichtheimia ornata, 2013 nucleotides. RefSeq lists its product as uncharacterized. Lineage: Eukaryota; Fungi; Mucoromycota; Mucoromycetes; Mucorales; Lichtheimiaceae. Bases 1 to 2013 code for a protein of 670 amino acids. The transcript has 2 exons. Gene Ontology annotation, cellular component: MBF transcription complex; SBF transcription complex. Gene Ontology annotation, molecular function: transcription regulator activity; protein binding; DNA binding. The record is from RefSeq and is a predicted model, not a curated record.